AUGCAUCUGGAUAGCUGCCUCCUUUGGCAAAGUGUGACUGAGCUAAUCACCUGUACAGAUACAUCUGGACAACUGCUUCCUCGAAAAUCUGACUCCGCUGCCCAGCUUGUCAGAUACAUCUGCCGCCGGGCUGCCAUGUGUCUGCCAGCUGCCACCUUGACAGGCCAGAUACAUCUGGGCCCAGAUGCAUAUGAGCAGCCGCCUCAAGGUUUGGAUUGCGUCAGAUGCAUCUGGCCAGCUGCUCAUCCGCUGCCCAGCUUGUCAGAUACAUCUGCUGCCACCUUGACAGGUCAGAUACAUCUGGGCCCAGAUGCAUAUGAGCAGCCGCCUCAAGGUUUGGAUUGUGUCAGAUGCAUCUGGCCAGCUGCUCACCUACAUCAAUUUGAAAACACAAGAGCAACACUAGAUAACAUAGGAAUACAGAUACAUCUGGCGAUAAAACAAUACAAUCAUAUCAAAAUAUGCAUCCGGCAUCAUGCACACGACUGA
Molecule: messenger RNA, 489 nt
Organism: Melampsora larici-populina 98AG31
Lineage: Eukaryota; Fungi; Basidiomycota; Pucciniomycetes; Pucciniales; Melampsoraceae
Exons: 4
Coding region: 1-489 (162 amino acids)
Source: RefSeq, a predicted model, not a curated record